This is a messenger RNA of Brenthis ino (lesser marbled fritillary), 1713 nucleotides long. Lineage: Eukaryota; Metazoa; Arthropoda; Insecta; Lepidoptera; Nymphalidae. The record is from the annotation of a GenBank genome assembly.
AUGAGUUGUAGUCAUAAAUACUUUAUGCUCAAAACAAUGUGUCGUACGAUGAAAACUUCAUAUGUUAUUUUGUGUUUCACCGUAUUAAAUCUAUGGACAUGUUCGCGAGGGGAACUAUUCACUGCCAUAUCGGAUGUAGAACCCCUAUUAGAGACGCACAAGAAGAUUAUAGAUGAUUUGGAUGAUUAUAUAAAUAAAGAGGAGAGCAGACUUGCAGUAUUAAAAAGGCACUUGGUGACGUACAAAAAUGAACACGAAAAAGCAAUGGAAGAUAUUCCCAACUAUCUUGGGAAUCCAAUAAAUGCUUUUACUUUAAUAAAGAGACUGACAACGGAUUUGGAUUUCAUAGAACAAAGUAUUGAAACUGGAACAGAAUACAUAAAGAAUAUAACAAUACUAAAUAACCACGCGGACGUAAAAUACCCGACUUUAGAGGACCUCGCGGGCGCGGCCCAAGCGCUGACGCGGCUACAAGAGACGUAUCAUCUUGAAGUCGGCGAUCUUGCAGAAGGAAGACUCAACGGGGUUAUUUACAGUACAUCAAUGAGCGCGGGAGACUGUUACGAAUUGGGUAAAGCACUAUACAAUGAAAAGGACUAUAAAAACGCGCUCGCGUGGAUGAUGGUGGCCCUUCGGAAGUAUCACGACGAAAAUCUAGAGUAUCCCUUCACAGAGGUCGAUAUUUUAGAGUACAUCGGCUUUUCUCAUUACUUGUUAGACGACGUAAAGAGCGCUCUUGAAUGGACAAGGGAACUGUUAUCCGUAGAUCCAAAACAUGUUCGAGCCCUUGGAAAUAUACCACAUUAUGAAAAAACUCUGGCUGAAAGGGAAGCAAAAUUGAUGAAGAGAAGACGCGGGGAUACAGGAGAAGACGAUUUAGAAUUUUUCCCGGAAGAAAAACCAGAAGAAUUAACCGGUUAUGCGAAAGAAAGAAAAGUAUAUGAAGCCCUAUGUCGCGGUGAAAUGGAGAUUCCUAGUGAAAUAUCGAACAAAUUGAAAUGUCGAUAUUUAACUGAAAACCAUCCAUUUCUCAAGCUGGCUCCGAUCAAAAUGGAGUAUAUGUACCUAAAACCCGAUAUCAUUAUAUUUCACGAUGUUAUCAGUGAUAAUGAAAUCGAACAUAUUAAAGAUUUGGCUAAACCUAGGUUCCGCAGAGCAACAGUCCACGACCCCAAGACCGGGGAACUGGUCCCUGCACAUUACCGUAUAAGCAAGUCGGGGUGGCUGAAGGAUGAAGAGUCUGAGGUGGUGGCGCGCGUGUCGCGACGUGUGGCUGACUUCACAGGGCUCAGUAUGGCCUCAGCGGAGGAACUUCAGGUUGUUAACUAUGGGAUUGGAGGCCACUAUGAACCCCAUUUUGAUUUUGCAAGAAAACAAGAAAACGCUUUUGGAAACUUCAACGGCAAUAGAAUAGCUACCGUUUUGUUUUAUAUGUCGGACGUGGCGCAGGGCGGCGCGACGGUGUUCACGGAGCUGGGGCUGAGCCUGUUCCCGCGGCGCCGCGCCGCCGCCUACUGGCUCAACCUGCACGCGUCCGGCGAGGGCGACCUCGCCACGCGCCACGCCGCCUGCCCCGUGCUGCGCGGCUCCAAGUGGGUAAGCAACAAAUGGAUUCAUCAAGGAGGCCAAGAAUUAAUAAAGCCCUGUGACCUUGAAUAUCAGGACGAAAGCAUGAUCCGACCGCUGCCCAAAGCAGUGCCUAAAAUAUUUCGA